AUGUCUUCACGUGUAACCCGAUCAACUUCACAACGAGAAGUAAUACAGAAUGAAGCUAGUAAUGACUCUUCCGCAAUGGAUGAUGACAAUGAAAGCACUCACAGUGUACAAGCUCCAACAAAAUCAAGAGCAGGAAAAGGAACAUGGAUUGAAAAGAAUAAUGAUAUUAAAGUAAAACCAUGGAAAAGAUCGAUGAGAAAAGUUGAAUUUGUUUCUACUGUUGGAUAUGUUCAUUUAACGGAUAGUGAAAUUAAACAAUGGGAUGAAGAAAGAAGGAAGAGAGAACAAGAGAAUGGCAAUAUUGUACCAAACUUUCUUGCUGUAACUCUUAAACCAGCAGCUGCUAGUAAUUCUCAAACCAAUAAUACAACAACAACAUUAUCAACAACAGAGGAAGAAGCAGCAACAACCGAUGAGGAAACUAGCAAGCCUAAAUCACCAUCAACAGAACAACAAGAACAACAAGAGGAAGGAGAUGGUGCCACUGAUAAUAAUAAUGAUGAAACAACAGAAACUCCAAUGAAUAAUAAUGAUGAAACAAUGGUAACAGGAACAAAUGAGGAACCACAAAGUGAAGCUGAUUCUAAUCCUUUCGGUGGUGACGAUGAUGAUGAUAUGGACUUUAUGAGAGAUGAUUAA
Messenger RNA from Naegleria gruberi, 639 nucleotides. RefSeq lists its product as uncharacterized. Lineage: Eukaryota; Heterolobosea; Eutetramitea; Acrasida; Naegleriidae. The transcript is spliced from 2 exons. The record is from RefSeq and is a predicted model, not a curated record. Bases 1 to 639 code for a protein of 212 amino acids.